Messenger RNA from Leguminivora glycinivorella, 10898 nucleotides. RefSeq names its product low-density lipoprotein receptor-related protein 4 (gene Lrp4). The record is from RefSeq and is a predicted model, not a curated record. The coding region runs from base 268 to 5967 and encodes 1899 amino acids. The transcript has 35 exons. Lineage: Eukaryota; Metazoa; Arthropoda; Insecta; Lepidoptera; Tortricidae. Gene Ontology annotation, molecular function: calcium ion binding; protein binding.
AAACGUGUUCCUUGCUCAACUCUUGAAAAAUAUAACUACUAUUGACAGUGUACAGUGUACUCUCUAAUGCUUGUGAAAUACUCUGUGACUAUUUGUGUGUUUGGAUUUAUGUGGUGUUUUAGUGCGUCUGUCUUAACUGUUGUGAAGUGCGAUGCUAAAAAAUUAGUUGCGUAAAGAUCAAAGUGAAAGGAGAGAUGGUCAGGGUGCGGAGGCGCGUCGGCGCUCGAGUGACCUAGGCGAUGCGCCGACCCCACCAUUGACAACACCAUGCCAGCGCCGCUAGCCGCUUACAUUACAUUGCUCACCGUCGUAUGGCUUUGUGUAAUCGCGGAUGAGAUCCCAUCAGCGGUCCCGCGGUCCAACAGCACGUCGGUGCCAGCGGACCCGCGCUCGCCUGUGGGCCGCGUGCCGCCGUACCAGCCGCCGGCCGGCCCCGGGCCCGUGCCCGGCUACCGGCCUCACAACCCGUACACGAGAGUGGAGCCAUGGCACCAACGACCAUCGAUAUUCGAUAGAAACGCGGACAUCAUAGCGGAAGACAUCGAUCACGAAGAAGACGAUGGUGGCUGCAAUGUUCCGUGUCCGAAGGAGAACUUCUCCUGUCAGAUCUCAUGCACCUGCAUCUCCAUGGAGAAGCGUUGCGAUGGCGUCGCAGACUGCGCCGAGGCGGAGGACGAGGCCGGCUGCACGCGCUCUUGCGACGAGCACGAGAAUAGGACCCUGUGCCAUACCACCAACGUCUGCAUAGCCGUCGACUGGCUCUGCGAUGGAGAUAACGACUGCGGGGACUUCUCUGAUGAGACGCACUGUGGUGGCACAACCAACUGCACGGCCGACCAAUUCACGUGCGCCAACGGCCUCUGCAUCCACAAAGACUGGCUGUGCGACGGAGACGACGAUUGUCGUGACAACUCGGACGAGACCAACUGCACCAAAGACAAAUGCAGAGAGAAUCAAUUCACAUGUGCCACCGGUGAGUGCAUCCCAUCGCACUGGCGUUGCGACAAGGAAGCUGAUUGCCCUGAGAACUCCGACGAGGUUGACUGUCCUUUGGACUUAAUACGCUGCGCCGAAGCAGAGUUCCAAUGCGACAACAAGAAGUGCAUUCGCAAAGACUUCCAAUGUGACGGUGACAACGAUUGCGGCGACUGGACCGACGAGGACUUCUGCCCGAUGAUGCCGGGUAGCUGUAAUGCUGGAGAGUUCAAGUGCAGCGACGGCAAAUGUAUCCCAGAGCGAUGGCGCUGUGACACCGAGCGGGACUGCUCAGACGGAGGUGACGAGCUCAACUGCGAACAUGGCAUGCGGAACUGCACUAGUGACGAGUACACAUGCGCUGAUAGGCGAUGCAUCUUGAAAACAUGGCUUUGCGAUGGCGUCCGAGACUGCUCAAAUGGCGAAGACGAAAUGCACUGCCAAGUAUUUUGCGAAGAAGACCAAUACACAUGCGCAACUCAGGAGCAUCUCAUCAGCAGCGCGUUUCGAAACUGCGUGAAUAGAAAACAUGUGUGCGACGGUAUGAAGGAUUGCCCGAAGGGUGACGACGAGGAAAAGUGUCCAACGAAGAGGAAGUGCGGGCCAGAGGACAAAUGUGAGAAGCAAUGCAUCACUACUCAUGAUGGACGCCCUGCGUGUGCUUGUCCUUUGGGUUUCUUGUUGGCUGAUGAUGGUUUUAGUUGCCGCGACAUUGACGAAUGCAUGUACGAGCAAGAUCCCGUCUGCUCCCAAACAUGUUCUAACACGGUGGGUAGUUUCCAGUGCGGAUGUAUGACAGGGUACGUCCUUCGCCCUGAUGCCCGGUCUUGCAAACCUACGGGAGAGUCACCAACCCUGCUGUUUUCGAAUCGCAUUGGAAUUAAACAGGUUUGGCUUACCGGCGACAACUACAUGUCUGUGGUAAAAGGCCUUCAUAAUGCAGUAGCAUUGGACUAUCACUAUGAAAAACAGCUAGUUUUUUGGACUGAAAACAAUCUGAGAGUCAUACGUGUGGCACAAAUGAACAACAAUAAUAUUACAGAUGUCAUAAGGUGGGGUUUGGAAACACCAGGCGGCGUUGCAGUAGACUGGAUCCAUGAUCUAAUAUUUUGGACGGACUCGGGAACAAGACGUGUUGAAGUAGCUACUUUAGAAGGGCUGCAACGGGCGGUGAUAGCAGCCAACGAUUUGGAUAAACCGAGGGCUAUAGCCGUUCAUCCUGGAGAUGCUUUGGUGUUUUGGACCGAUUGGGGUCCUAAUCCAAAAAUUGAGCGAGCUGACAUGGACGGAAAUAAUCGUAAGAGCGUCAUCGUGAGUCAGAUUUUCUGGCCCAAUGGCCUGACUAUUGACUACAUUGAAUCAAAGAUAUACUGGGCGGACGCAAAGCACCAUGUUAUAGAAAGUUCAUCUUUCGAUGGGAGAAAUCGGAGACGGAUCACGAACAAAGGAUUGCCCCAUCCAUUUGCACUGACGAUGUUUGAAGACGCAAUUUAUUGGACGGACUGGCACACAAAGAGUAUAUCCACCGUCAAUAAGAGGACUGGAAGGGGAAUACAAACUGUCCACGCUGGAUUAAAUGCUCCUAUUGAUAUUCAUAGUUAUCACCCGUUGCGCCAACUGAGGACGUAUAAGAACCGUUGCGGUCGAAAUAAUGGCGGGUGCUCUCAUCUGUGCCUCCCCAACAGCAAUGGCUACUCGUGCCGAUGCCCCGUGGGCUUCAAUUUGAAUUCUGACGGACGAACGUGCGAAGAGUCUCCGGAAAAACUUAUACUGUAUGCCCAAAAGAAAGAUAUCAGAUUAAAACAAUUAUACCCACGCAAGCAAAUGUAUUCCUUAGACAUGGUCAUACCGGUGGACCAUAUCAAAUCGGCGAUGGCUUUGGACUGGGAUCAUAACAGCAAUUCAAUAUUCUGGACCGAUGUUGAUAAAGAUACAAUCAAUCGAGCUUAUUUGGAUGGGUCCAAUCAGACGGUUGUUGUCGGCUCGAAUUUAAUUUCUCCUUGUGGCUUGGCAUAUGACUGGUUAACUGACAAGUUAUAUUGGACAGACGCUGGAACUAACCGAAUUGAGGUAGCGAAUGCUAACGGCAGCAUGAGAACGCUUUUGGCGUGGGAUAAAAUUGACAAGCCGAGAGAUAUCGUACUGGAUCCUAAAGGAGGGGUGAUGUAUUGGUCGGACUGGGGUCUGAGCCCCUGCAUUGAACGCGCGGACAUGGACGGCGGGAACAGGCAACGUAUAAUCACCGGCAACGACAUGGUAUGGCCCAAUGGUUUAGCGUUGGACCUUGAACGACAGCGCAUCUACUGGACAGACGGAGGCAAUAAAACCAUUCAAUAUGCUCGUUUCGAUGGCACUGGAAGAACUGUUUUGAUAGGGCAAGACCUUUCCCAUCCGUUCGGACUGGACUUAUACGGGAAUGAGGUGUUUUGGACAGAUUGGGACACACAGUCCAUACAAGCUGCUAAUAAGCUCACUGGAAACAACAGAAGAACCCUUGGAUCUGGCGUUGCUGGUAUCAUGGACGUCAGGGUUUUCCAUAAGGAAAGGAUCAGCGAAGCUAAUCACUGCACCAAAAACAAUGGAGGCUGCUCUCAUUUAUGCUUGCUCAAGCCAAGGGGUCGUUCGUGCGCUUGUCCCAUUGGAAUUAAAUUAAGCAAGGACGGUAAAACCUGCACCAACGGCCCAAUAAACUUCCUUAUCUUUGCCCACCGAACCGACAUCCGCGUGAUUUCGCUGGACGUGCCGUACCAGAUAGACGUUGUGCUGCCCUUGCCACCGCUGAAGAACGCGCUUGGAGUGGAUGUUGACCAAAAGACUGGUCUCAUAUACUGGACUGACACCGCGGAGAGGAAAAUCCAACGUUCUAAUAAAGUGGGCGAGAAUAUCGAAACAAUUAUUGGCAAAGGUCUUCAUACAGCAGAUGGUAUCGCGAUUGAUUCCAGCGGCAGGAAGAUUUAUUGGACUGAUGGCGGUCGUAACAGUAUAGAGGUCGCUGAGUUAGAUGGAAGCAAUAGAAAGGUUCUAGUGUGGACUGGGCUAGAUUCUCCAAGAGCAAUUGCUUUACACUAUAAUCUGGGAUAUAUGUUUUGGUCGGACUGGGGCACAUCAGCUAAAAUUGAAAGAGCGGAUAUGGAUGGCAAAAACAGGCGUGUUAUUGUCGACAACGACAUUAAAUGGCCGAACGGCUUAGCCGUCGAUCGUGUGGAAGGUCGUCUCUAUUGGAACGACGCUAAAGUCUAUACCAUUCAGACUUCCGACUUCAGUGGUAACGACCGACGCACCAUUCUGUAUAAAGUUCAAUAUCCCUACGGCAUCGUGAUCGUAGGUCCGUAUAUUUACUGGACGGACUGGAAAACGGAAGCAUUGCAUAGAGCUAAUAAGACAAAUGGGAAUGAUUCGAUCAUGAUUAGAGAGAACUUGAAAGGUUUAAUGGAUAUUCGAGCAGUUCAGAGUGAACAUCUCAUGAAAAGCUCAUGCGGUCCCAACAAUGGAGGUUGUUCCCACCUGUGUCUCCGUUCACCGGAAGGAUAUUCCUGCGCUUGCCCCACCGGUAUCUUAUUCGAAAACCAAACAGAACAACACCCAAAGAAGUGUAAGAAACACCCAGACAAUUUCCUCGUGUUCGCGACAAGAGGAAGCGUUGCGUUCAUAUCGUUGGACACUCCAGAACAGUGGGACGUUACGCUUCCAGUCAAAGACGUCCAGAAUUCUAUUGCAGUUGAUUUUCAUUGGGACAGAAAACUAAUAUUCUUUACUGAUGUAGAAAAGAACGUUAUAAGAUCUAUUAAUAUGCUGAACAUGAGUGAUACGAAAGUAGUAGUAAAGAAAAGAUUGGAAACACCCAAUGGUCUAGGCGUCGAUUGGAUAGCCGACAAUAUUUACUGGACGGACAAUGAGUAUAAGGUGAUCGAAGUAGCAAGAUUGGAUGGUUCCUGUCGAAAAAUCUUGAUUAAUGACCUUACAGAACCAAGAGCGAUAGCAUUAUUCCCCGCUAAAGGUUACUUGUACUGGAGCGACUGGGGCGAACAUCCUAGCAUUCAACGAGCUUACUUGGACGGCACCCAGAGAACUGUGAUCGUAAAUAAAGACCUAGGGUUCCCCAACGGCAUCACAAUAGAUUUUAAGGAUCGGCGAUUGUACUGGACCGACGCUUUGAAGGACAGAAUCGAUACGUCAGAUUUGCACGGUAACCACAGAGUGCAGUUGAUACCAGAUGCUAAACAUCCCUUUGGUAUGACACAGUUCAACGACUACAUCUACUGGACAGACUGGUUCAAAAAGUCUGUAAUGCGAGCCGACAAGAAGACAGGAAAGAACGUCACAGCGCUGCGAACUGACUUAGAAAUGGCGAUGGAGAUAAAAGCCGUGACGUCAGAGAAACAGCGCGGGUGGAACCCAUGCAAGGAGAAUAAUGGCGGUUGCUCGCACCUGUGCCUUUUCAAGGGACACGAUUACAUCUGCGCCUGUCCGGAUGAAGCGGACUUAAGACCCUGUGACACAAUCCCAAGUCCCAAGGUGGACAUAAGUGUGCGACCAUACUCUGACUACGACAUAGACCCGGAAGACUUCGACCGACGCCCCCCAGCGCCCACGCAAGUCCCCGACACGAGCGUCAUGGGCAUCUUGCUGGUUGUUUUCGGGAUUCUGGUCUUCGUCAUCUUGGUUGUAGUUGUCCUGGGUAUUGUGUGCGUAAAACUAAAACGGGAGCACGGCGGCGAACUGAAGGAGAACUACCGAGAAUCUGGCGGUCACAUCUCUUUCCACAACCCGAACUACAACUGCGCCACUGGCGGGCCCGAGCCCUCUGAGCGCAGACCUAACCGGUUCCAAGGCAUCUUCAAAUACGACAAAAGCCAGGAGCGCGUCACAAACGUGUACAUCCCAGAAGGCACCAGCUUGCUACCGCCGCCGCCCCCGCCGCCGCACCGCCAGCCGCCGCGGCCCGCCACGCACGAAGACUUCGAGCCUGUCACAUUGCACUCCUUCGCCUAAGACGAAUAUGAUCAUUUUUAUCUAUUACAUACUGUAGAGAAGCAACAGGUAAACAGAGGUGAAAAUCGGACACAGCUUCAGAUGCAGUGCGAGAAGGGUUUCCUUCGUAUUUUUCCGGAAACGUUCGUAUUUGUCAUGCCAGUUCAGUCAAUGUCAGUAUAUUUUGUACUAAGACUGACUGAAAUAGCAUGACACGUUUGUACGUUUCUGUAACCAUACGAAGGCAAAUCUUUCCGCGAUGGUACGCCUUUAAAUUGGUCAUUUCAUAAUGGCAUUGUCAUCGAUGAAAUGAUUGGCUGGCCACGCCACAAUAAGUAACGUCAAAACAAAACUAUGAAGUGAUCAAUUCUAAAAUGGAAUUGCAUGAAAUGCUCAAAAGCUGGUCACGUGCUCAAAAGUGCUCAUAUGAUAUAAUAUUCGGCUAGAUAUGUUGCAAUAUACCUACAUAUCUACGAAAUAUUUCGCGACAAAAAUAUUUGAAAUCGAAACCAUUAAGUACCUAUUCAUUUAUUCCGAGCUUCCAUGGUACAUUUUAGAUAGUAAUUAACAGUUUAUAACUACAAAUAAUUUCCUUCCAUUUAGUUGUAUCCAAAAAAAUAUGUUGCUUUGUUCAUGACAUUGAAUUCCUUCAUAACAUCAUGUUCGCGUCUGUUCACCUCUCUAUGAGUAAGUGCUCUAAAAAGUUAUCUGGCUCUCCAAUGUACCUUUAAUUAAGUGAAUUGAACACCAUAAUGUUAACAAAAUUAAUUAAUUGAAAGUACUAUAAAAACCUAAAGAAUGAUAUCAAGUACAUUUGAAGCACAAUAGAUUAGAACUUUACUUACCGGCUGGCCAUUUGUAUUAUAUUGUCACGUCGCUUUAAUAGGUACGGUGCACAACAAAUUUACCUUACCGAUGAAUCAAAGUGUUCGAAUGUUAACAUAUUUAGGUACUAGAAAUUUAUGGUUAGGUAGUUCUAUAAAAUCGUUUGUUAUCAUCGAACUUUGUACGCUUUCAGUAUUUGGAUUGCGUGUCUGGAUAAUUGCAAUUGUUUUGUUUAAAGGUAUAUUUUUGUGGAUUGUUUUAGUUAUUUAUGAAUAAACAUGCUGUAGGAUAUGAUAGGGUUUUGUUGACUAGCCGGUCUUACGUGCCUACCUUACAUGUCAAUGGCUACGCUUCGUUGUGUUGCUUAGUCGCUCUCUCUCUCUCUUCCAUCUUAAUGCGAUAGAGACAUUAGCGUGUCGUUUUCUAAGGAGCGUAACUAUUUACAUGUUGGCCAGGCAUCUUGCGUUCCAGAACGCCGCCGCAACGUGUAUUUGUACGGUGUAAAUUAUUUAAAAAUAUCGUCAAGAUUAUCAACACAAUAAUAAGUAUGGCAGCAAAAAUAUUAGGUUCAUUAGAUCCAGGAUUGUAUUGGAAUGUGAACGUAAAUAGUGCAUAGGUCCCUACUGCCGCUGGCUAUAUGGAAAUAUUUGUCAAUUGCAGCUUCUGAAAACAUAAACAAAUAAAGAACAAUUAUAAAUGCUUACUUAUUGAAAAUUCAUGUUACUGUUGUAUAUUUAGUGUUGACACCUUGGUUAUUUCUAGUUUGUGAAGGACUGGCGGUUUUUUUUAAUUUGAUUUGACAAAACUAUAACGUUUAUUAUAAUUAAUAUAAUUACCGUACGUACCUAUGUUGCAAAAUGAAAUUCCUCGAAUUUAUUAUUAAUUGUAAGAGCUCGCUUGUUUACCCCGCCACUCCAAAAUCAUUUGUAGUAAUCGUAGUAUCUCUGUCACAAACUAGAACUAAUUUCUGCAGUAUUACUGCGUUAAUCCAAGUUGCUCUACCAAUCACUUCUAAAUCGCCAGCAACAAUUUAAAUUAAGGUAAAAUUCAACGUUAUUCCGUCAGAUUUAUUACAUAAUACAUAUAGUGUAAUAAAAAUAACAUCCUUGUAGCGAAAAGAUAAACAUAUUGUUAUAAUUUACAAAUAGGAAUAAGUGUUUAGCAUAUGAAUGACUUACAAGCCAAAGGCUAAAUUUGUACAUAAGUAAAUUAAGUAUUGAUACACGCAAACCUACUUAAAAUGUAGGAGAGGUAAGUGAUAUGACGAUUACUUUGUAACCAUUAUAUGUUAAUAUGAAAUAUAAGGAUAUAUUCGUCCUUUCUAUUUUGAUAACACGUUUGAUAAUCUCAUUUUUAAUAACAAGUCGGACACCUGAUAUUUUAAUGAUUACUAGUUUACGUGUCAAUCUUUAUCAUGGUGGGUGCAAACUGUAAAAUGUGACGUUAUCUGGAUAAAGGGACCUUAUUGUCGAUGGCGCUUACGUCCCGCAGCGUCGUAUUUGUACACGAACAUCGCUCAUAACGCCGUAAGCGCCAUCGACAAUAAGGUCCCUUUAUCCAGAUAAUGGCACAAAUAUCUUUAAAACUCCUUUGGAAUUAUCGAUGAUAGAUUGUAGUUUUCUCGAAAAAAUGCUUUUUGGGAAAGGUACAUCUGAGUGGUAUGUAUGAAAAAUACUCCUAGACAUUUAAAUAAUAAAUGUAUUUUGUACUAGUUUCACGUCUCACCCGGGCUCAGGGCUGAGGCUCAUGAAACUUUAUAAAGUCAUAGAUUAAUUAAUUCAGUAGGUAUAAGUGGUGUCAUAUGGAUAUAUGUGUCCAUAGGGGCGGGUGCUAGUAUAGUUAAGUACUAGCGUAUGCACCCGACUACUUUAGACACGGGUAGCUGUUUAUACAUAUUUAGAAAUGGUAUUGACAGCAUACUUUUACAUACCUAUGUCUAUAUGUGACUUUGAAACACUAUGAAUGUAUUAAAUUGUUAUACUUAGGUAAAUAUUAUACUUAAUUUUAUUUUCUGUUUAAUAUUUUCCAAGCAAAAAUAAAAGGGUGUUAUAUAUGUUAUAGAGAUAAAUUUCACCAAAAUAAAUAUGGUGACAAUAAUAUAUCAGUGUAAAUAAUUAGUUUUAAUCAUGAGUUGAUGACGUAUGUUACAUUACAUUGUAAAUAACAGACUUUUAGUUUGCGGUAUGCUAGGUUAUGCUAGCAUGGCGCAGUUUUGGCUUCUCAAACUUAGUACCCACACAAUUAUAUUACCGUAAAUAAUCCUACGGAGGAAUGUAAUCUCAGUUCAGAAAAAUACUUGGUUAAAGUUUAAAUCUUAAAUAAAAUGGAAAACAUAAAAGUGAGUAUAUGCAAAAUGGAACUUACCUUAUAUCCAAAUGUCAAUUCAAAAAUUCACUUUGGUAUUUUAAAUGAAGCCGUUUUUUUUAUAUGCCUGACUUGCCAGAGACAAAUUUGUCUUGAAUAGGGCAUUUUCGGAAGUCAGAAACAUCUGUUUAAACAGGCAACAUAUACAAUUUUAAAAUUCUAAAACUUCUUUCUUCCAGUUAUAAUUUCUUUUUGACGAAUAUUACAAGGUUUAAAAAAAUAUUUCAAAAAUCAACGUUAGUUCCUCCAAUCGGGUAAACCAGGUGAACGAAUCAAAAUGAUGUUUUUCGCUAUCUUUUAAUUGUGCAUUUACGUCGUGACAUCGCGCAAAAAUGUAACACAUAAAGUAUCACAGGGUGUUUUAAUCUAAGAUAGGAUUAGGAUGGUAACUAAAUGAACAGAUGGUUUCAGAGAGGCAAAAUAAAGUUACGAAGCACUAAGUGAUGCAUUUACGUUUUUACUCAAACAAUUGUUAAAUAUGUUUAUGUGUACAUUUUCGUAUCUCUUAGAAAUAAGUAAAAGUCAACUAUUACAAUACCGAAAUAAUAAUUGUUUAUGAGAAGAUUUCUCGUUACAAGGGGUCAUCGAUGGUUAUGUUAAGGUACAGACAGCGCCAGAAGUAGGUACAAACUUAGUGGAAGAAAUGCUCAGAUGGCAAAAUUGUUGCAAAUCGGAAUUUCCAGAUAUGAUCCACGAGCAUAGCGAGUGGCUCGAAAAGCAAAGGUUUCAGAUAUUCACUUGGCAGCCAAUUACCAUCAAACUACCACUCUCGUGGAUGAAAUGUAACUUUCUCAUCUAGUUUCGAACGAUCAAGAGGAAUGAGUUCCAUAAAAACAUUUUUGAGCACUCUUCUACAGCCACUACUACCGCUGCUGACUGUACCACCAAUAAAACCAUUUUCACAUUAUCCGAUCCGGUAUCGGAUGUAGGACGGAUUUCAAAGGCAAGAAUCAAAGAUGGCGCCUUUAAUGUAUAGGAGAUCAGUCCUACAUCCGAUAUCGGAUCGGAUAAUUUGAAAACGCACUAACGCCGUUACUUUGUGAUAUAUUUAUUAAUUAACGAUACAUUCCGCCCCCGAUUGUUUGCUAGAAGUUUAAGUGAAGAUAUUAACACCACUUUAAAAGUAAUCUUAUUGAAAGAAUGUCUCUUAUAUUUAAAAAAGAAAGUCGUCUAGACAGUCUGAUUUAUUUAAGAACGAGAGCUAAGCUUUCUCAAUGGCGAAAAUUUGUUCUAAAAAAGUUGGACAUUCAGCAUACUCAUAGGUUUAAGGCGCAACACAUGAGAUAAUUCCCACAUCUAUAAAUAACUUUAGAAAUAAUUUUAUGCUGGUUAUGCAUACCUAUAGUAUGUUUUAAAUUUUAAUUUUGAUUUUUUUGUGAUUGUUACUAAGAUGAUUUUACGUGUAGUUAAGGGAAAGAGUAUAAUACCUAUAGAGUGCUGUGAUAGAUGCUUGGAAAGCUAUAGAAUGAAGAACUAAAGAUGGCGGUUACUUUUAUUAAAAUUCUAAUAUUUGUAUAAGUUUAUUCCACCGUGAGACUAGGCCAUUUACGUGCACAGAUUUUAAGCUCAGGGAUAAUGUAAACUUCACUUGUCCCAACACUUUUCGUGCCAAAAUUCAGUAUUAUGUUUGUCGAUUCGGCCAAAUUCAUGUGUUUAGGUUUAACUUUAGGUAAAAAAAAAUACGGCUUGGGCACCAGUGCCUCCUGGGUCCAAAGUCGUCAGAUUUAUUAUAUUGAACAUUAAAAAAUAGAAUUUAUUCGAAC